Messenger RNA from Aspergillus tanneri, 444 nucleotides. RefSeq lists its product as uncharacterized. The coding region runs from base 1 to 444 and encodes 147 amino acids. The transcript is spliced from 3 exons. The record is from RefSeq and is a predicted model, not a curated record. Lineage: Eukaryota; Fungi; Ascomycota; Eurotiomycetes; Eurotiales; Aspergillaceae.
AUGAUCAAUUGGCUGCCCGGAGCCAAGGGACGAGCACCCUGCCAGCUAUUCGACCGGAGAGGUAUAAAUUCCGAUGUCGGUGGUGAGAAAUUGGCUGUCCCCCGCCUCCGCCCUGGAGCCCACGAUUCCUAUAACAAUACUGAGGACAUGCUUAAACACCCUAAAACUUUCUUUACUAACCCGAACAAGGCCCCCAACGAGUGCAGACAGUACAGCAACUUAAAAAUGGCCCCUGGAGACAUGUCCUACAUGUUUAUCUCGAACUUCCCCUACCUCGCGGUGGAGGCUGGUGUAGAUAAAGACUAUUGGAAGGAGGAUCUCUACCAGCAACUUCUAACAAAGCUGCAGGAGCUCACCAUGUCCCGCUUUAACGAUAACCUUGUCAACUUUGACCAGUACGUCGACGAGUGUGCCCGUUUACAGACUAAAUUAAUAAGAUUAUAA